UGAGUUCAGUGUUCGAUUAAAUAUUCAUUUAAACAUCCCUUGCAAUAAAUCAAACACACUGCAACAGCAGGUGCUCGCAGAAAAAAAUCUGACAGGUAAAACAUGACAAUCAGUAUUAUGUUGUAGUAACCAUACAGUAAGUGAUGUACAAGGUAUCAAGUCGUAGAUCUGCUUUGAGGAUAUGAAGGUACAUUCGAUAUGAUGUUGGCAUUUUGAUGAAUGCUGCAGUGUCCACAGCAUUCUCUCGUGUAUGCGUAACUGGAUCGAGCUGGAGAGGAAACUAUUGCUGAAAAUUGAUAACAUCAAUGGCUGGAAUUUAAAAACAGUUUUAAAUAACUUUUUUUUGAAUCCUUUAAAUGAUUAAAAACUGUUCCUUCUUGUUUUUAAAAGUUUGAAAGAGAAUUUAAAAAAAAAAUCAUUGCUGCUUUUUAUCUAUACACCAAAUGAAGGUCGGAAUGUCCUCCCAUCACUCACAUGCAGUUGUACGUCACUGCGAGCACACCCAGGUCAAAAUACACACCGUUGCUGAAUUACUCCUCCUUUCGGGACAGUUCCGUCCAAUCAAAACAGAGAAUACAAAUGGAGUCGAAAUCUCUCUGGCGUCUGCGAAAGAGCAAAUCAAUUCUUCGUUAAGUAUUGUUACAGAAAUCGUAACAGACGUUACUAAAAUGAUGAGUGACCUAAAAUCACGAUGGAAGGUCAUGUGUGAUAUGUUGUAUCGACUUUCAGAUGCAGUGACGGUCCUCAUAGAACUAUGCUACUUUGUGACUUUUCAGUAUAUAGGUGCGGGAAAAGCUGGAAGUAGUGAAAAUGUCUUGGUUGAUAAAUACGCAGCAUCUUAUGCGGGUUUAGAGAUUAAGUUAAGUUGCGUGCAGUUGAAAAGGGCUCGACUGGACGAACUGAACGCCACUUUCAUCAUGGAUAUAUGUUCUAAUAUAUCUAAAUACAUAUCAGUAUUGACAGACAAUUGUCGAGCAGCCAGUGAGGGUGCUCCUGACGCUGCCACACGGGAUCAGUUCAAACUAGGAAUCAAAAGUGUUACAUGUGCUGCCGGAAGUCUGAUAGCCAGUAUCAAGUCGUACAAGAGUGACAGGUCAGCAAGACAUCAUGCAAGGGUCGUUACUUUCUGUGAACCAGUUCUUGCAGCAAGCCAUGCUUUAGUUUGUUUGGCGACAGAGGAAGAAUUUGUGGACAGAGGGCGAGAUCUGACUGCAAAUGAACAAGACAUACAGAAAUCUGUAUUUGGUCCCUGUAUGAACAUAGUAUCUGGUUGUGUUCAGAUUUGCAAGACGCUUCGAGACUUUGCACACGACUCGAACAACGCUCAUUACCUACACAAGGCUAAAUCUUGCCAACACUCUGUCGGUAAAUCCACAAACCAGCUUAAACACGCUCUUCAAAACCAUCUCGAAAUAGAUUUUCAUGUAAGGAGUGCUAGUCCUUUUAGGGGAGAUACUAGAUAUACAAGUUCCGCUGAUGAAUCUGAAUCCCUGCAUGAACUCCACCGAGAAUCGUCUCCAUUUGAAAGAAAAUCUCCUCAGCCAACAGAAAGCCAUAGAGAGUUGUCUCCCUUCAACAGAACUUCUCCACAGGAAAUACCAGGAGAUUUAUCUCCUUUUAGAAGCUCUCCACAGCCGUUAGAGAAUUAUGGGAAUAAUGGUCUGCAUCAUGGGAGAAAUGACCUUUCCCCAAGGUCAACUGUAGCAUCUUCUGAUAUAUCAUUUACAAAUAGCACUGUAUCUAGAUAAAUUAUACAGUCACUUAGCACAGUAGCACAACAAAUUUUAGUUGUUUUUAGCUCAUCUGAUUUUUUGAAAAAAAAUGAUGAGUUAUUGUCAUCACUUGAGCAGUUGUCGGCGUCGGCGUUGCCUGGUUAAGUUUUAUGUUUAGGUCAGCUUUUCUCCUAAACUAUCAAAGCUAUUGCUUUGAAACUUGGAAUACUUGUUCACCAUCAUAAGCUGACCCUGUAUAGCAAGAAACAUAACUCCAUCUUGCUUUUUGCAAGAUUUAUGGCCCCUUUUGUACUUAGAAAAUAUCAGAUUUCUUGGUUAAGUUUUAUGUUUAGGUCAACUUUUCUUCUAAACUAUCAAAGCUAUUGCUUUGAAACUUGGAAUACUUGUUCACCAUCAUAAGCAGACCCUGUACAUCAAGAAACAUAACUCCAUCUUGCUUUUUGCAAGAAUUAUUGCCCCUUUUGGACUUAGAAAAGCAGUUUUCUUGGUUAAGUUUUACGUUUAGGUCAGCUUUUAUCCUAAACUAUCAAAGCUAUUCCUUUAAAACUUGCAACACUUGUUCACCAUCAUAAGCUGACCCUGUACAGCAAGAAACAUAACUCCAUCCUGCUUUUUGCAAGAUUUAUGGCCCCUUUUGGACUUAGAAAAUUUCAGAUUUCUUGGUUAAGUUUUAUGUUUAGGUCAACUUUUUCUCUUAAACUAUCGAAGCUAUUGCUUUAAAACUUGCAACUCUUGUUCACCAUCAUAAGCUGACCCUGUACAGCAAGCAACAUAACUCCAUCCUGCUUUUUGCAAUAAUUAUUGCCCUUUUUGGACUUAGAAAAAUCAUUUUCUUGGUUGAAUAUUAUGUUUAAGUCAACUUUUCUCAUAAACUAUCAAAGCUAUUGCUUUAAAACUUGCAACAGUUUUUCACCAUCAUAAGUGGACACUGUACAUCAAGAAACAUAACUCUAUCCUGCUUUUUGCAAGAGUGAUGGCCCUUUUUAGACUUAGAAAAUCAUGGGUAGGACAAUAUUUCUAUUAUACAAAAAAAAUCAGAUGAGCGUCAGCACCGGCAAGGCGGUGCUCUUGUUCUAUUUCUUAUUCUUAAAGACUGUUUCUUGUCCAAAAUGAGAGUUUAAACUUGAGGUUCUGCGUGUUCAAAUAAAAUGUGUUUUUUUUUUCUACAAUGUAGAAUUAUACCCUGCUUUUUUCAAAGCAUUAAAUGAGCCGUGCCAUGAGAAAACCAACAUAGUGGGUUUGCGACCAGCAUGGAUCCAGAUCAGCCUGCGCAUCCGCGCAGUCUGGUCAGGAUCCAUGCUGUUCGCUAACAGUUUCUCUACUUCCAAUAUACUUUGAAAGCGAACAGCAUGGAUCCUGACCAGACUGCG
Molecule: messenger RNA, 3103 nt
Organism: Mercenaria mercenaria
Lineage: Eukaryota; Metazoa; Mollusca; Bivalvia; Venerida; Veneridae
Product: talin rod domain-containing protein 1-like
Exons: 4
Coding region: 444-1748 (434 amino acids)
Molecular function (GO): actin binding
Source: RefSeq, a predicted model, not a curated record